UUCUAUUUAAAGACUGCCCUGAGUCAGGAGAAGUGAGAGCUGCUGGGGAUGACAGUUGCUUCAGGCAACCCUGGGGAGGACAGGGUCGGGGGUAAAAAUCACCGGCGAGGGCCUGAGCUGGGAAGGGCAUGGAGGGGUACCGCGGCGCCGAGUGUGACAGGGCAUCUGAGACCUCGUCCUUUGUAGAGGAUGAAGAAGAAGAGGAGGAGGAGGAGGAAGAGGAAGAAGAGGAGGAGGAGGCUGUGGAUCCGGAGGAAGCAGAAGAGCUGACUAACAGUUUAAAAGAUCUUAUCCAAAGCGAAGAUGUGAAACCCAAGCUGCAGUACAUCAUGACUAACCCUUCCUUUUCUAUGGUAACAGUUCAAAGUGAAGAUAGUGGGAUAACCUGGGAAACCUGCUCAAGCAGAUCUUCUACUCCCUGGGCCUCAGAAACUAGUACAACUUCUGAUCUUUACAGUAUGGAAAGUUCACCAGUAGGUUCUCCUCCAGGAAAAGUUAUCUUUAUUAUGGAUGAAGGUAAGAUUGUUCGGAAAAGGAAGCGUAAGUCUUCAAAUAGGGUGCUGAUGGCUACAAACCUGAAGGGAGGCCAGGGCAGUAAGAAACGUGACUCUUCUGGAAUGCAGAGACAAGAACCGAGAACUGUUCUAGGAGAUGUGCAGGGCUCCGUGUUGAACAUUGAACAGGUGGAAGCACAAGACACAGAUGAGGAAAUGUUGGAGGACAAAGAAGAUCUAGAGAACAUCACAGAAGAGCCAGUUAAGCGUGCUCCGAUAAGAUCAAUAUUUAGAGAAAGCAAACUGAGAAAAGUAGGGCCGAUCCUUGGAGGACCAGUACAAGCUAGAAUCCAGCUGUUCAACUCAAUUUUUGGAGGGACUGAGCCAGCCCCUGAAACAUUGGAGAAAGCCAGAAUCCAGAGAAGUAGCUCAGUUUCAGGAGAUUCUGAAGAGUUCCUUGAAACAUCAGUAAAAGAAAGAUCGCAGAAGUUCAGUUUACUUUCAGAAGCAACACAUCCAAAACCUUUCCAGAGAGCAAGAAGUAGAAAUCUUGAAACACCAUCGGAGAGAAGAAGGAAGCAAAGACAGCAACCCACAGCACAUGCAAAUCAAAGCUAUUCUUCACCAACAACACCUCUUGAAAAACAGCUUACUAAUAAAGAUCAUGUUUCAUCUGAAAAUAUUAAACCCAUUAAAAUGGAAGAUAAACCAAGCAGACUUUCAAGCUUUGGUGCAGAAACCGCACUUCAACAUGAAGAAAGAAAAGACAGACAGUCUCUUUUGGAGAUUCCAAAUCAGGUAUCAGGACAGUCACUGAAGUCCUGCCCUCCUGAAGAAGCCAGGAAGCAGCAAAGUUAUUCACCUGUAGCCAAAGCGUCAAUAACAGAGCAAUCAACCUCCAUUUCAUUGGAGUCUGAUGCUAAAUCAGAGAAACAAGUGCUGCUUCCUUCAGCUGAAACUGCAAACAAGAAACCAGACCAAUCCCUGCUGAUAACAUCAGAUCUUCUGGAUGAACCAACGGAGCAGGAAAUUCAGCCCACUUCUGCACCACAGUCUGUUUCAGCAGAUUUUAUUAAUAAAUUAGGUAGACAAAGCACCCAACCUAUUUUGCCUACAGCAUCCAUGUCAGAACAUCCUGAGAGGGAAGCACAGAAGUCAGCAGUUCAGUCUUACUUACCUAGUGCUCCAUCAGCUAAACCCAAAUAUUCUACUCUAGCUGAAACAAGACAGGGGGAUAUUCCUCAGUCAUCAGAAACUGCACAAUCUGAGUCUGAAUAUGUGCUAUUACCACACUCUGUAGAUGAAACAGAGAAGCAAGAAACUGAGUGUCAUUCAUCAACAACUGCACUGUCAGAAACUGAGCAUUCAGGUCUAUUGUAUUCUGCUAAAAAAAAAGAGAGUCAAAAGACCCCACCACCAGAAACCCAAAAUGUUCACUUAAAGAAGAAAACAGAAUCCGAGGAGCAAGGAAUUAAACUAAAUUUACCUAUUCCUGAAAAGAUAGAUUCUAAAUAUUUUGGCAUUUCAUAUCCUGUUCACACAGAAACACAAGAAACUCAGAAAAGUUCAGCUGUAAAUAAAGGAGUAGAUUUGGAUCACCCUGAUUUUUCCGUUGAAAAAACCAAACAAGUAGAGAGUGCACAAAUGGAGGUGGAGCAUCAAGGUUUCUCAUAUUCCAGCAAAGAAAUUGGGGAAUUGGAGAGAACACAGAUGGAGACAGAGCAUCCAGAUUUCUCGUAUUCCAAGGAAGAAACAGAGGGAUUGGAGAGUGCACAGUUGGAGAUGGAGCAUCCAGACUCUUCUUUUUCCAGGGAAGAAAUGGAGGAAUCUGAAGGUGCACAAUUGGAGACAGAACAUCCAGAUUUCUCAUAUUCCAGGGAAGAAACAGAGGAAUCAGAGAGUGCAAAACUGGAGACAGAGUAUCCAGAAUUGCUUUUUUCCGCAAAAGAAACAGAGGGAUUGGAGGGAGCACAACUGGAGACAGAGCACCCAGAUUUCUCAUAUUCCAGGGAAGAAAUAGAAGAAUCGGAGAGUGCCCAACUGGAGACAGAGUAUCCAGAAUUGCUUUUUUCCACAAAAGAAACAGAGGAAUUGGAGAGAACCCAACUGGAGACAGAGCACCUGGAUUUCUCAUAUUCCAAGGAAGAAACAGAGGAACUGGAGAGUGCCCAACUGGAGACAGAGCACCCAGAUUUCUCAUACUCCAGAGAAGAAAUAGUGCAGUCGGAGAGUGCACAGCUGGAGAUGGAUCAUCCCGACUUUUCUUUUUCUCGUGAAGAAACAGAGGAAUUGGAGAGUGCCCAACUGGAGACAGAGCACCCAGAUUUCUCGUACUCCAGAGAAGAAAUCGUGGAAUCAGAGAGUGCAAAACUGGAGACGGAUCAUCCAGACUUUUCUUUUUCCGGGGAAGAAACAGAGGAAUUGGAGAGAACCCAACUGGAGACAGAGCACCCAGAUUUGUCAUACUCCAGAGAAGAAAUGGUGGAGUUGGAGAGUGCACAGCUGGAGAUGGAUCAUCCCGACUUUUCUUUUUCCGGGGAAGAAACAGAGGAAUUGGAGAGAACCCAACUGGAGACAGAGCACCCAGAUUUGUCAUACUCCAGAGAAGAAAUGGUGGAGUUGGAGAGUGCACAGCUGGAGAUGGAUCAUCCCGACUUUUCUUUUUCCGGGGAAGAAACAGAGGAAUCGGAGAGUGCUCAACUGGAAAUGGAACGCCAGGAGUUUUUGUUUUCCAGGGAAGAAACAGAAGAACAAAAAUCUGUUCCUUUUGAACUGGAAGAGCCAGAGUCUUAUUCCGCUGAAAAAGCAGAGCAAGAAGAAACAGCACAGCUUGCGCUGGUACCUUCAGAUUUCUCAUGUUUGAUGGAAGAAGCAGAGAAAGAAAACACUACAGAACUCCAGUUGGUACAUCCAGAUAUAUCUGAUUCCACCAGAAGAGCUGAGACACAGCAAACUGGGUAUCUGGAAACAGCACGUUCAGAUUUACCAUAUCCCACAAAUAAAACAAAGCAGCAAGAAUUGGCACAAGUAGAUGUGGACAAUUCUCUUAUGUCAUAUUUUGGUGACAAAGGAGAACAGCCACAGCCAGUACAGAAGGAUUCACAACCUGGAGUUAAGCUGUAUUCCCGUGCCAAGGGGAUGCAAGGAGAAACUACUCAACUGCGGUCAGAGCAUCCAGUUCUAUCAUACUCGACAGGAAAAAACCAGCAACAUAAAACCUCACAGCUGAGGACAGAACAGCCAGAGAUGACAUAUUCCACUGGCAAAACAGAACAACAGGAAAUAUUGCAACCAAAGUUGGAGAAAGCAGAUUUGCCAUCUUCCCAUGGAGAAACAGCACAAGCAGCUGUACAAAAAGACUUAGAAGGUCCAGAGCCAUCAUGUUUCAUUAGUGAAGCAGAGCAACAUGAAAAUGUACAACUAGCUUCAGAAAAUAGGGAUUUCUCAUUUACCACUGGAGAAGUAAUGCAAGAAGGAGUGGAGUCAGGAUCUUUGGGCUCCUCACAUUCGACUGACAGAGAAAAGACCUGGGAAAUGGCACAACUGGAGCAGGAGCAGUUGCUUCCCUCCUGUUCCACUGCUGGUAGUCAGGAACAGGAAACCACACCACUGGAUGUGGCCCAGCCAGAUGUAUCGUAUUCCUUUGGCAGAAUGGAACAAAAAGAACAACAGAGAGAGCUAGAACAGCAGGAAACAGCCCAACAAAAAGCUAUGCAAAUGGAAAUGGAGUAUUCAGAUUUGUCAGAAACCUGGGGGAAAGAAGAGCCACAGGUCAUAGAACAAAUUAAUUUGGCACAGCAAGAAACAGCUCAACCAGAGUUAGCGCAUCUGUCUUUGCCAUAUUCUCUCAGUGAACAAAUGCAAGAAGAAAUGCAAACAGAGCCAGCAUAUCCAGAACAGACAUUCUAUGUAAGUACAGAGAUGCAGGAGGAAAUGACACAACACAAAUCAAAGCAACCAUUUCUUUCAAGUUUUACUGGCAAAACUGAGCAACAAGAAAUAGUACAUCCAGAGCUGGAGCAAACAUUUUUGCCAUCUUCCGGUGGAAAAGAAGCUCCACUGGAAAUGGAAGCGAGUUCAGAAUAUCCAGAUUUGUCAUAUUCCUUUCACGAAGCUGAACAACAAAAAAAGUUGAAACAUCCAACCUUACCAUUUCGUUUGAAGCAACAAGAAACUGCACCACUGGUGAUGGAACAUCCAGAUUUUUCGUGCAACAGUGGUGAAGCAAAACCAGGUGACACCAUAGCGCAGGAGUCAGGACAUCCAGAGCUCUCUCACUCUGUGGGAGAAACGCAGGGACAGUCAGAACAUUUGGACUCACCAGGAACCCUGGGUGAUGCAGCACAAGGUGAAAGUAUGGAAGUGGAGUCUAAAUACUCAAAUUUGACAUGUUCUGAUGGCCAAAAAAAACAGCAAGAAACUUCACAAUUGGAUUCAAAAUAUCCAGAAUAUCAAGAAUUGCCUAAAAUGGCCAGAAAAAGAGCUUCUCCAGCAACUGCACAAAUAGAGUCAAAACAUCCAGAUUUGACAUAUUCCCUUGGCAAAGCAAAUGAGCCAGAAAUUGCACCAUGGGAAAUGAAGCAUCCUGAUUUGUCACAUUGCACUGAUGAGACAAACCAACAAGAAGUAGUAGUGUUGGAUCAGAAACACAGAAAAAUUUCUGUUGGCAGAGAAGAGCAAUGGCAAACCACAAAACAGCAGUUAGAGCAAGAAAAGUUAUCACAUUCUCCUGGUAAAACAGAGCAAUUAAAACAUGCCCAGGAGGACUUGGAACAACCAGAUUUAUCAUUUGCCAUUGACAGGCUGGAUGAUGAAAUGGCCCCACCAGAGGCAGGACACGCUGAUGUGAUAUAUUCUCUGGACAACACAGAGGUGCGACGAAGAGUACAACGAGAAUCAGAGCAAACAGGUUUAACUUACCCCUUUGGAAAAGCAGAACAGAAAAUGGUUCAGCCAGAAAUGGAAAUUCCACAUUUGGCCCAUUCUGUGGGUAUGGCAGAAGAAGAAGAAGUGGCAGAGCCAGGGCAGGGACAUCCUGACUUGCCUUAUUCCAUUUUCAAAGCAGGAGGACUGCAGACUGCACAGCUGAAACCCGAACACCUUGGUCUAGCAUGCUCCCUUGACAAAGUGCAAGAAACGACCCAGCUGGGGUUGGAACAGCCAGAUGUGUUGUAUGUUCGUGACAAAACAGAGCAACUCCCACCUGCCCAGCUGGAGCUGGGCCACACAGACUUGGCCUCCCCCACCGACAAAGUGGGGCAGCGAGGGAUGGAGCACACAGCCUUGGGACGCCCUGAUGAGGGACAGUCUGUCAGCAGAGCAGAGCAUCCACAAGCUGCAAAAGAGAAACUAGGAGCUCCAGAUGCAUCAUCUCAUAGUGGAAAAGCAGAGCAAAGAGAAAUGGCAAAACCAGAGCCAAGGCAUCCUGAUUUAUCAUAUUCCAUUGAUAAUAUGCAGAUGCAAGAAACUACACAACUGGGGUUAGAAAAACCAGAUCUAUCAUCUUGGCCUGGCAAAACAGAGCGAGCACAAACUGCCCAAGAGGAGCCGCUAGGCUUCCUGUAUUCCUUAAAAAAAGCUGCACAAGGAGAGAAAGCACAGCCGGAAUUGGGACAUUCACAGUUAUCUUAUUCUGUUACUGAGGCAGAACAAGAAACUGCACAUGCAAAAUCAAACCAUUCAGAUUUAUCUGCUGGCAGAUUAGACCACCAUGAAAUCAUACAACCAGAGGCAGAACUAACGGAUUUAUCAUGUUCAAUUGGUGAAACACAGCAACCUCAAAUGGCUGAACUGGGUUUGGAGUAUCCGGAUUUAUUGCAUUCCACUGGCACAGUACAGCGACAAGAAAAGAUUCAACCAGAGCAGGAACAUCCGGGUGAUUUUUCAUCAUCUCUCAGCAAAGAAGAGCAAUGGGAAGGUGCAGGAAUGCAGGCAGAACACCCUGAGCGGCAGUGCUCUAUGGGGAAAACAGAAGGACUGCAAAAUUCCCAAGCAAGAUCAGAAUAUGCAGAUUUGUCAUUCUCUGUUGGCACAGCCGAACCUCAUAAAACAACACAGCCAGAGUUGAAAGAACACGAUUUGUUGCAUUCUUUUGUCAAAACAAAGCCAUCAUGGUCUGCCCCACUGGAGUCUGAACAUCCAGCCGUCUCAGAUGCCAUGGGCAAAGUACCACACCCUGAUUUAUCCUCUUCUGUUAGUGAAGAAAAACAAAGUGCACAACCAGAGGUCAAACAGGAGAGGGGAAGCUGUGCAUUACACCCAGAGGAAACAGUACGACUGAAAUUGGAACAGCCAAUGUUGUCAAGUACUUGUGACACAGCACAGCAACAAAAUAGGGCCCCACUGGAAGGGGAAUUCCCAGACUUCUUGUAUUCCUCUGGCAAAAAAGAGCGACAAGAAAUGGCAAAACAAGAGUUGGAGCAUUCAGAUUUAUCAUCUUCCACUGAUAAAACACAGCAACAAGAAACCACACAACUUGGGUUAGGACAAACAGAUUUAUCAUCUUGCCCGGGGAAGACAGAGCAGCCACAAACUGUUCAAGUGGAAGUAGAGCAUCAGGACUUGCUGCUUUUCACUGGCAAAACAGAACAGCAAGGAACAGCACAACCAGAGGUUGAGCAUCCAGAUUUGUCGUAUUCCAGUGACAAAGUAGAGGAGCCACUGGCUACACAACAGAAAUCAGAGCAGCCUGUAACACCCCAUCCCAUUGGAAAAACUGAGCAACAAGGAAUGGCACAUCCAGAGCAGGAACUUCCCAAUUUAUCAUAUUCCAUUUGCAAAACACUGUCACAAGAAGCAACACAAAUGGACUUAGAGCAACAAGACUUAACACAUGCCCUUGGUAAAACAGAUGAAAUGCAAACUGUGCAAGGUGAACUGGAACAUACAGGUUUGUUGCAUUUUUCUAGCAAAAGAGAACAAGAAAUGGUAUUGCCAGAGUUGCGACAUCCAGAGCUAUCUUACCCUGUUAGAGAAAUAGAAGAGGAAGCUACACAUCAGAAAUCAAAAUAUUUGUCAUAUUCUAUUGGUCGACAAGAGCACCAUGAAACUGAACAACCAGAGGUGGAAGAAAUGGAUUUAUCCUAUCCAGUUGGCAAAUCAGAGCACUCACCACCUGCCCAAAAAGUACUGCAACAGCCAGAGCUUUUGGAGUCCUUCAGCAAACUAGAGGAAAACAGAAUGGCCCAGCCUGGCUUUUUGCACUCCCUUGGUGAAGAAAAGCAGAAACCAGCUUCACCGUUAGACUUAGUGCAACCAGGUUUAUCACAUUCGCUUGGCAAAACAGAAAAACAGGAAACUGCACAAGCAGGGUUCGUGCCUUCUGAUUUUUCAUAUUCCACAGGAAAAGCAGAGCAGUUGCAAAUGGAACGACUAAAAUCAAAAUGUCCAGAUUUGUCAUAUUCUCUUGGCAAAGCAGAGACUUAUGGAAUGAAACCACCAGAUUUAUUGCACUCCUAUGGCAAAGCAGAGCAACCACAGAGUGCCCAGCUGGAGCAUCCAGAGACAUCAUAUUUCACGGGUGAAAUGGAGCAAAGGGAUGGGGCUCAACUUGAACUGCACUGCGUUAAUUUGCAGUGCUCUGUUGUUGAAACAGAGCAACCAGAAACAUCUCCUGUAUCAUAUACCUUUGGCAGGACUGAGGAGCAGGGAACUGCACAACCAGACUUUGAACAAUCAGAUUUAUUAAGUCCUGCUGACAAAGCAGAAAAGCAUGAAGCAGCCCUGCUUCGAGCAGGGCGUUCAGAAAAGCGAGACACUGUGGCUGCUUCAUCUCUAACUGCUCAGUUGGAAACUAAACAACAAGAUUUAUCCUUUUCCACUGCGGAAGCAGAGGGCCAACCAUAUUCACCUCUUACUGAACAAACAGUGUCUGUACCUUUGGAUGUUUCACAUUCUGCCUCUGAAACAAAACCAGAAGGAAGUCCAAAGUCUUCACCUGUAACUGGAGGCCUGUCCCCCAAGCACUUAGAUUUAUCUUACACCCACUGUAAAACAGAGCAGACAGAAACUGCCCAGCCUGCAUCAGGUUUCUUCUUUGCUAGAAAAGAAGCAGAGAAUACAAAAAUUCAUCUACAUUUGCCUGUGGCUGCACAGUCAGAGGCUGAACAUGUAAUUUUACCUGAAACAGAGAGACAACAGACUCCACAUUACUUCCACACAGCUGCGCAAUUAGAAUCUGAACAAUUAAAUUUUUCAUAUUCUCCAGAUAAAGCAGAAACUCUAGAAAGUCAAGAUUAUUUAACUGUAUCUUCAAAACUGGAGUCUGAACCUUCCGUUCUGUUUUAUUCAGCUGAUGAAACAUGUCAGCAAGAAAUUCCACCUUCUUUAAAACCAGCCUCUGAUUAUUUGGUUCCCACAUGGUCCCUUGCUGAACAAGAAAAGCAAAGCGUGCAGCCACUUAUUCCCCAGUCUGCACAAUCAGAGCGUAAACGUGUAAUUCCAACACAUGAUGAAAAAGAAUUGCAAAAAAUUCAGCUCUAUUCACCUAAAUCAGCAAGCUUGAAGACAGUGCAGUUGGAGAGUAUGUCUCUAACACACACACAAGAACAAGACGAGCAAGAAUCUCAAGAUCGUUUGCUGGACACAAAAUAUUUGUCAUCAGAGCAGCUAAGAAGUCCCCCCAAAUUCACUACUGAGCAGGAUAAGCAAGAAAUACAACCUGAUGUGCAGACAGUGCCAAGGUCAGUGACCACAGAGUCAAAAGUGACUGCUGUAGCAGACCGGCAAGCAGUGUCAUCAGAUUCAUUUCUACCCUUUCGUACAUUACCCGAAAAGUCAGUAUCAGUGGUUUUCACUGAUGAUGCAGAGAAACAAAAUAUUCCAUCAUCUUCAUCCGAUGUAGUAGGCAUGCUUGGAAAGCAACCUAGCAUAGUUUCAGGCAUUGAUACUGAAGGAGAGGAUAGACAUGAAAUGCAACCAUAUUUUGCAGACCAAAAGCAUACAUCCUUAGAGCAUCUGGGAGCUGUUUCAUCAGAUCUUGUUUAUGAAACUGUGACACACAAAACUCAGCAUUAUUCUGGUGAAUGGGGCAGCCUUUCUUCAGCAGAGAUGAAGUCCAUUAGCUCUAGUUCUGAUGAAAAGCAGAAUCCAGAUAUUCCAUCUUUUGGGCUAGCUAGCUGGCUGGUGGAAGAGGCGAAAGCUCGCUCAAUUAGUCCAAUAAGAGCUACAGAAGUAAACAGGCAAGAAAUUCAACUUUCUCCAAAUGAAGCUUCUGAUUUUGGAUCAAAACAAUUCCCAGCUGGAAGUUGCACAGAACUUACAGUUCAUGAUGCUACAAAGAAUAAAGGAGAUAUGUUUAGAGUUUCUGAUUCAGUGUCAAGUGAAAUUUCCCACAGAGUGUCCUCAGAAACUAGUCACAGAGCACAAAGGUAUGAUUUAUCAUCUCUGGGAGGAGAUAAUCCAGGUCCAGACAAAGUUCCAGAGCGUGAAACUAGAAUUGGAAACCCUACAAAAAUGGAAGCAAUGCAGCAUCCAGAGGUAGACAAAGUGCCUGAAGUGCCUGAACAUUACCUGAGAGGAGAAGAGGAAGAAAUGGAACAUGCGAGCGCUGUAGAAGACAGUCAGCAUGCUCCAGAGCCUACUGAACAAAAAGAUCUAUUUAAUAUAAUUUCAGAAGGUUAUGAAAUACUCAAUAUUCAUGCUCCUACACAUAUUUCUUCUGUUGAUCAAGAAGAAAGUAAACACAUGCCAGAUAAACUAGAAUACUUGGAAACAAAUCCUUCAUUUAAAAGAAAAUUAGCUGAUGAUGGCCAUAGAGCCCUAGCUUCUGGAACAACCACAGAAAUUUCAGAAAGCUCAGUGUUGGGAAAGCCUGCAAGCCAUGAACUAAAAGAAUUUGUCAAAAAUUAUGAUGUUGAGGAAACUGGAGAAACACAAGAAAAUCCCGUGUUGCCAGAAAACAAUAAUAAUGCAGUGUUGGAUCCUAAUAAUGGUAUGGCCGAUAUGGAUUAUUUUGAAAAAUAUACAUUGAUUGAUGACAAAUCCCCAAUUAAGCCACAUUUUGAAAGACCAAGUUCAUUGUUUCCUGUGACAGAAGAUCCCAAUGAACCUGUGGAAGAAGCCACGUCUUUUAAAGAAAGUGCUGAGGUAGAUACUUUUCAAGAGGAAUUUUCCUUACUUGAGGAUCUGGAUGAAGUCUUUUAUGGUACUGUGAAAGGAGAAAGCAAAAUGCAGUCCUAUGCAGAUGCUCCAAAACCUUUACCUCUGCAGAAAUCAAUUGAUAUUAGCAGUAAAAAGUUUACAAAUGUAGAAGAUGAACGGAAGUCACCAGGAACCCCACUCUUUGAUUCAGAAGAAGGAGUGCUAGAACGAUCUCUGUUGUUCCCUACCACUGUUGCUGCAGUUAAUCCAGAGCUUCUAGAGGAGCCACCUGCUCUGUCGUUUUUAUACAAGGACCUCUAUGCAGAAGCAGUAGGAGAAAAGACAAAGGAUGAGUCUCCUUCUGAUGAGGAAAGUGGUAAUUCUAAUGCGUCUUUCCCUAGCAGAAAUUCAGACACAGAUGACGGAACAGGAAUAUAUUUUGAAAAAUACAUUCUUAAAGAUGAAAUUCCAAGUAAGGCCAUAGGGCCUCAAAAGGAUCAGUUACCAGAGGAUGAGUCCUUUAGUGGAGGAAUUUCAGUUCCAGGUUCAGAGGACAAACACAAGCAGGGGUCUGGUGAUGUUCAACGUGUCAGAACUGAGGUUCUGCCAGAAGGGGGUGUUGUGGAGAGAGAGAAAGUCCAGGUUGACAGUGAUAUCCAAGCAACAAUUUGUAAACCAAUGCAUGCCAUUCCUUUUGGAAACAAAGUCAUUCUUUCAGGUGCAAGAAGUGAUACAACUGAACAAAGAGAAGAAGAAAAUGUACCUGUAGAAACAACUGAGGAGUUGCCAGAGCAAUCAAGUCAUCACGAGUUGUAUAGUCAACUAGUGGAUUAUCAGGGAGCUGCAUAUCAAGAAGCUAGUAAUAAGCAGGAAGAACAGCAAGAAUUAACAGCAAUUCCUGAAAUGGAAAAAUAUGUCCCCUAUGUCCGGACUCCUGUUGAAGACAGUGAAGAUGAUCAGUAUACCCAGGAAAAUCUUUCACGUGUCCCUACCAUUCAGCAAACAGAGAAGCCAGACUUGCAAAGAGAAGAGCAGCACCCCGAUGUUUAUGAAGAUCUUGCUGAGUCAAUGGACUAUGAUGUGAUUACACAAGAAGAACUUUUGCAAGAUGAAAUAUCAUCUCAAUUCACACAUGAGGAGCUAUUAUUUGAAGACAGGGACUCUUUUGAGCAUGUUGGUGAUAGUUAUGAAUUUGUUAAUGCGCCAGAGCAAAGAAGACCCAUUGAGCUUGAAGAUUCAGGCUUUGUGGUGAUGUAUCCUGAAAAAUCAGCAACAAACAUUCCUCAAGUUGAGAGCCCACAAAGAGAACUGAAGAAAGUGCAAGCAGACACAUACUGUUACCACUGCAAAUGCCCAAUAUCUGCUAUUGACAAGAUUUUUGGAGAACAUAAAGACCAUGAAGUCACAACACUAGAUGAUGCUGCAACCAAGAUGAAGGAUCACUUAGGUGAAUUGCUAAUAGCACUGGAAGAAAAGUCAAUGAAGACUGAAGAGUUUGUGAGUGAUAUUGAAUUGCUUUUUAACUCUGUUGAGAAAAACUGUAAGAAAAAUGCAGAGUUAUUGGAAAACCAGAAUGAAGAGAUGCUUAAGAAAGUGGUAGCACAAUACGAUGAGAAAUCUGAGAACUUCGAGGAAGUGAAGAAGAUGAAAAUGGAGUACCUGUAUGAGCAGAUGGUUAACUUCCAGCAAACUGUUGAUUCAGCAAAGAAAACUUUGGAGACAACAGUAAAAGAAAUGGAAGAACUUGAUGGAUUUGUUUUCCUAAAUUCAUCUAAAGAAUUGAAUAAAAGGUUACUUUCUGCAAUGGAUACUAAUCUCUCUUUAGAAAAGGUCCCCAGUGCUUUUUCACUGUUUGAGCACUAUGCGGACAGUCCAGGACAGAGCAACCAGCACUCCUUAAAACAUGUGGCUGUCCCACAGACACCGACUGUCGUACCUCAGGAACCAAAUUCAGCCACCAGCACCUCCAUUGCCAUUUACUGGGCUGUGAACAACGGGGAUGCCAUCGACUGCUUCCAGGUCUACUGUAUGGAGGAGCCGCAAGCCAGCAAAGAUGCGGGGGCUUUGGUGGAAGAGUACAGAGUGACGGUGAAGGAGAGCCACUGCAUUUUGGAGGACCUGGAGCCGGACCGCAGCUACAGUGUGUGGGUCAUGGCUGUGAAUGGCACAGGCUGUAGCUUACCAAGUGAAAAAGCCAUUUUUAAAACGGCGCCCGCUGUCCCCACCAUCAAGGCCGAGGACUGCACGGUGUGUUGGGACAUGGCCACCGUCCGCUGGCGCACCGGCUCAGCGUCGGCAGAGUCCUUCACCCUGGAGUACUGCCGACAGCACUCGCCAGAAGGAGAGGGUCUCAGAUCUUUUGCUGGUAUAAAGAAACCUGAACUGAGAGUAUCCCUGGAGCCCAAUGUGAACUAUUUCUUCUACUUGAGGGCUGUCAACCCAUUUGGGACAAGUGAACAAAGUGAAGCAGCUCUUAUCUCAACUAAAGGAACUCGAUUUUGCCUGCUGAGCGACACAGCCCAUCCUGCUUUGCAAAUCUCCUCCAAUGCAACAGUGAUCCGCCUUCCUGAGAAAGCCAAAUUCACUGGGUUUCCUUCAGUCCUGGGUGAACUGCUGCCUGCUCGGGGAUGUCAUUACUGGGAAACCAUUGUCUCUGCCUGCAGAAGCUACAGGAUUGGGAUUUGCUACAAGGCAACAUCACAGAGCAGCAUCCUGGGGCUGAGUGAUACCUCCUGGUGCAUGCGGUGCUGUCCUACACAAACCAGCUUUCUUUACAGAUUUCUUCACACCGGUGUGAUGAGCGAUGUCUGUGUGACAGAACACCCAGCCAGGAUCGGCAUCCUGUUGGAUUACAGUGGUGGCAGACUGUUGUUCUUCAAUGCAGAGAGAGGAUUGGUGCUGUUCGCCAUCAGGCACAAAUUCACUGAUGCUGCUCACCCGGCCUUUGCCCUGGAGAAGCCUGGAGCACUUACCCUGCACACAGGCAUGGAGCUGCCGGAGUUCGUGAAGCACAGCUAAUGCCCUGCUUCACACUUUCAGGAAAACCGACAAUUACAGCAUCAGGGGACAGGGAGGGGAAGGGGGUUGUCAGGGAGGGAUGUCUAGUCUUCACCAAUGAAUGCCACACACAGAGCUCUCCCCCACGUCAUCAGUAAUUGUAGUUAGUGCUCAGCCACGUAAUCACCCUGAGCCUGGAGAGAAAAUUGACUCCUUCAGAUAAAGCAUGCACCUAGUGAUAUACACAGCAGUACUUUUGAGGGGAAAAAAGAGUUUUGUUAGAUAUGAACAUUAAGAGGGGGGGAAAUGUACUUUUCCCAAAAUAAUGACGGUGCUAGCUGUCUUUUUAAAGUUGAUGAUGAGCCUGUGUAUAAAAUAAAUACAUCUCUCACUGCAAUACAUGAAAGCCAUCAUUUCAUCAUUUGCCAGGACAGUUGGAGCCAGAAUCCAAGAUGAUAUGUUUGAAAAAUGUGCAAAAAUUUCAACAACUGAACCAUUCUGCAGGUUAAUAUAUCUUGUGUUAUUGUUUGCCAACUCUUUUCUUUAAAUGCACAAAUUAUGAAAACUUGGAAACUUAGAAAUCUGCAUGUUUCCAAAAUGAGUGAGUCCCAGACUAGCUUUCAUACCAGUCAUGUAAAGUUUUAGUAUGCAACACCUACCUACCCCGCUCACAGCAGACUAACAGACAGCUACCUGCUUGUGUCAGUAAAUAUCUGUACCUGUAAAUAGGUACUCAUGAAACACAUAUAUGAGGAAACUUGAUAGUAGUGGUAAAAGUCUUCCCUAUGUUUUUCAUCCUCAAUUUGUUGGCUAGGUGGUUUCGAUGGUGAAGGGAAGGUUGCCACCUGGGACCUUAAAGAAGAGUCAAAUUGCCAGUGACCUUCUUGUGGAUCACCCCUUUUCCAUCACUGCUUUUUACCUUUGCACUUACCAAUUUGAUGCUCCUAUUUUCAGGCUCGUGGACAUUUUCCUGCAUCUGCCCUGCUCCCUCCUGUUAUCUAUACCAGCACCAGCAUCACAGCAGCAAGGCACAGUGUUUCAGGGCCAUCAACACAGGCAGGCUAAAAAUGGCUGGUGCCAGCAGAGGAGUAGGACGCUGAUUUUCCCCCUUGGCGUUUUCAAUCUGUUUUUGCAAGCACUUCACACAUCGGUGGUAUGGCUGUCUUCUCGCCUGCCCCAAGGGCUGAACGCACGAGUGCCAGUGGUGCCAAACUCCAGUGAAUGCUGGAGGGAAAUUAAUUUUAAGGCGGGCGGGCAAUGCUUUUCAUGCUGUCCCUGCUCAGGAGAUUUCUGCCGCAGGGGACUACACUGCCAGACUAAUUUCUGAGCUCAGCUGAAGAGCUGUACUCCCUGAAGUAAAGCAGAUUUCAGGAGUCUAACAGAGAGGGUUUGCUUCUGAACAGAGGACUUAAAUGAGUUACAGGGAGGCUUCUGCUUUUUAUGCUCAGAGGAGGUGCCUGCUGUUGCUGUUUUAUUUCUGAUUUAACACCACCAAGGCAUGUGCUUGCUGCUUUAGCCUGCUGUAUGCUUGGUGUCCCAGAGGAGCCACAUUCCACACUGUCAUAGCAGGCUCGGGCAGGAUGGUAAGAUAAACAAGAUCCUGUGACCAUGUAUUUUGAGUUAGAGCUCUUUUUGGCAUUUCAAUUAAAGAGUGUCAGUUCUGAGUCCCCACUGGGGAGAGAGGGGAAUGAAAAAGCAAGGCAGUGCCCUGUUGGCUCAAGCAAGUGUUUUGUAGAGGUGUGCAGGAUGGUGAGAAAAAGGUCCAGAAUUAAUUGGGAAAGACAGACAGAAAGGGUAUUGAGGGUAGCGUUACCAUGAAGGCUGAGGAGGAGGAGGCAGAAGGCAGGCUGGAAACUCACACAGAGCGGAUGGUGAUAAACUAAGAGGUGGGUCAGUGGUGUUGGCAGGGUGUGUUCCUCAGGCUCCCUCAGCCAGUAAGCUCACCAGAGGUUUGGCUAUCUCCAGAGCUUAAGGUGGUGCUUUGAACUAAACCUGAAAAAACCCAGCUUUGGGGCAACUUUACCUGCGUUCUCCUCGCCCUGGUCGCUGCUGUCCCAAGUGUGGGAUUGCUUCAUGGACACCAACAUGAUGUAUUGCCAAGGGGACAGCCAGUGAGAAGGAGAGCAAAAUGACAUGAAAUUAUUUGGGUGGCUUUUUCAAUGAAGGCAAGAAGCAAUUGCCUUGUCGAAGGUAACUGCGUAUUAGUAAAUAGCGGUCUUAAUAUGGAAAGCAAAGGCCUCAUCUAUUGCCACGCAUUAUUACUCAGGUACUACUGCAACAUUUGAGCUUGGUAAAAUGUUUUUAUUGGAGGCACCUCAUUCUUAGAAAUAUUUGGUUCAAUUUGAAAAACUGCCUGACUCUCUUUUCUUGCUAAUUUUUGUACAAGGUUCAGCUUUUAGAUUGAGCAGUAUCAAAAAGUCUAUUUACUGUUUAUGUGAAAGCUGGAUAAAUUAUUUGAAAUUGAAAAUGUCAGUCAAAGAGUCUAAACAGUACUGAUUUGAAUGGCUAAAUCUGGUCUGCAUUAAGCUAUGCCAGAUAAAGAAAUGCCUGGAGAGAAUGGCUUGUUUGGAGAAAUGAA
Aptenodytes forsteri (emperor penguin) is the source of this 16149-nucleotide messenger RNA. RefSeq names its product cardiomyopathy associated 5 (gene CMYA5). The coding region runs from base 129 to 13592 and encodes 4487 amino acids. Gene Ontology annotation, molecular function: protein binding. The record is from RefSeq and is a predicted model, not a curated record. Lineage: Eukaryota; Metazoa; Chordata; Aves; Sphenisciformes; Spheniscidae. The transcript has 13 exons.